Molecule: messenger RNA, 270 nt
Organism: Perkinsus marinus ATCC 50983
Lineage: Eukaryota; Perkinsozoa; Perkinsida; Perkinsidae
Exons: 1
Source: RefSeq, a predicted model, not a curated record
GUCCGGCCAUCAGCCUGGGAUGACAAACGACAUUCAGUUAUCAGUUGGGGUCGCUAUGCCAUCUUGUAUCAUGUGCGGCCUGAGGUCAGGCCAUCAGUCUGGGAUGACAAAAGACAUUCAGUUAUCAAUUGGGGUCGCUAUGCCAUCUUGUAUCAUGUGCGGCCUGAGCUCAAGCCAUCAGCCUGGGAUGACAAAAGACAUUCAGUUAUCAGUUGGGGUCGCUAUGCCAUCUUGUAUCAUGUGCGGGCUAAGGUCAAGCCAUCAGUCUGA